CUUGCACCUUAUAACCUAUUAAAAUGUAAAUCCUCCGUCCCAAAAUUUACGAUAGUUCUUUAAAUGUUUGGAGAAGUUUGAGAUGCCUUUUCAUAAAAGUACUUCAUAGAACCCGUAAGAAGUAAUUCAAACUCUAAGAUGACAACGGAGGACGAUACCUGGGCCCAAACUCUGGUAACAGUAACCCCUGAAGACGAUGCAACAAUCAGAGAAAUUUCGGACACCGUCACAUUAUCUUCGCCAUCGGAUACCCCUUUGAUUCUCGAUCCAGAUAAAAUUGUAUUCCGACGAUCAAUCACUCACCGACAGUUCAUAGACGCUAGUGAAGACGCGGAAGCCGAGGACGUAAUACUAGAGGAAGAAACGGUAGAAAUACGAGUUGAAGAAGUGGAACAACAAGAUGUGGAACCGAGACAGCAAGAUGCAGAAAAUCAAACGUAUCUGCAAGGAAUUCCUACGGUUGACAUCCCCAAGGAAUAUAAAGACCAAUCUGCGCAAACUAUGUAUAUGGCCACACCGUGUCCUCCUUUGACAUACUUCCAAGAUAUCAUGACAAAAAUGGCGGACGGAGCUCUACCAGAAAUGAAGAAAACGAUCACAACUGUAACCGUCACUACCUUCUCUCCUGAAACACCGCAAAAUGUAGUAACAGAAGAGUUAUCCACCAUCGUCCCACAAGAAGAACUCGAAGAAUUCGAGACUGAACUCAGCGCCGAAGAAGAAGCAGAGACCGAAAUAAACGACGUUCUGAAUUUUGUAAUAACGCGCGCGUUUUGGAUAACUGAUCCACAGCAACCUCAACCAGAAAUGUCCGAUAAAGAAACGCAAACGUUCAUCAGAUACAAUCACUUCACGCACACUGUUUUUGUGGAUAAUCAAACGCAGACAGAUUUAACUUGCGAACCGAAGAAAUCCAACACGAUGCUUCUGGCCGAAUACAAAGAAACGAAGAGUAUGAUUUUGAAUUACUUGGAGGAUCGUAUCUCUAAAGGACUCGAGGUUAUUACGAUAACAGAGGAUACUAUCGAUGAACUUAUCGACAAGUGCGUUGAAGAGAUUAAGUACCCCGCGAAAGAACAGGUUGUACAGACUAUAGCAACGUAUAAGUCGAACGAAGGGAAAGAAGAUGUGAUAAGGAAAUUGAAAAUGGGGGUAGUUGUGGAUCCUUCGGAAGCGUCGAUUAUUGUUGAACCUUUGUUGGAGGAUUUGGUGGAAACGGUUUGUGAGACUGUGUCGAAGAAUGCUGUGGUGGAGGUUCAGAAAGUUUUGCGGCAGAUACUUCAGCGUACGGAUGCUGUCAUUGCGAAGCUUAUACAGAUUAAGAUGGAAGCGCAAACAAACCGAAUAGGUGAAGUACUAGAGAAAAGAAAGAAGAAAAUCAUGCUAUCGAUGUUGAAGAAAGAAACCGAGACGCUCGGUACACAAACGAGCGUAACAGGGAUCUCGGAAGUGAAGAGAAUCGAGGAACCCAAAGAUAUAUUAUGUUCCGUAUGCAGAAGACAAUCGAUGUGUCAGUGGUGUGUAGCUGGUGAAGACACUGAAGAUGGUCCGCGUGAAGAAGUUAAGAUACUUCGUACUCAAGAUAUAUUAUUAGCGUAUAAACCUUGUUACGUUAUCAAGAAAGCUCCUCCAAAAGAAGAAAAUCUACUACCUGUUUGUCCGGAAAUUAAAGUCAAAUUACCUCCAAGACCCCCGAGACGACUAUUUAGAUCGAAGGAGUCCUCGGAUGUAUCUGGAGACACGAUCGAUGUAUUUCUUUGUGCUGACAAAACGCUUGAACCGCGAGAGUCCUUUAACGAAUGGUCAUAUGUUACCGAUGCAACCUUGAUGAAACCGUGCUCGAUAGAAGAAUCUACGAGUAAAACGAGUCAAACAUCUUCGUCGAUAGACAAAUCGAUCUCAAAAGUAUGUGAGAAUACAUCCGGACGCACUGUUUUAAGUUCGGGAGCGUUCAACGCUUUACAAAUACUGAAGAAUACGUUUUGUACUCAAGAAAGUUGCUUUGCUUCGCCUCGAACUUCGAAGCAAAAUUAUUCGUGCAAAGAUGAUGGAAGAGUACGAGAGAAAUCGAUAUGUACCGUGUGUUCAAGUAGAAAUGAUAUAGAAAAUAAAAUGUGUGGGUUGGAACCAUUUUGUACGGAAGAAACUUGUGGAGCUUUUUCAAAUUUGCAUGUGCCUAAAACAAGUGUUUAUGAUGUAAAGGAGGCUUGUUCUGCUUGUUCUGUUCGCACGAAGUCUCAUGGUGAUGGAUUUAAAAUUAUUCCAAUAUGUCUUUCUCAAGAUUCUAAUAUGUAGAUAUUACAGAAACCGAAGUUCUUUCGUAAUCUUUAAUAAUUGACAAAUAAAUGCAAAUACAUUUUUACGCGUUCUAUAUAAAUAUAACAUCAACGACAACGUUCAGUAUAUCUUUUGACAUUAAUAAACGUAUUUACAUUUGAGUUUCUUGUAGUUCGCGACACAUUCUGAUGAUAUGAAUAAUAUCGUAAAAAUAAUAUUGUUACUAUUUUUCGUUGGUUUAAAAAGUAACGCGUAACAGCUUUUCAUUAAUAUCGGUAAGGUGUAGGCAACAUUGGCGUAAUUAGAUGGGGACCAAAAUUGAGAGAUUCAACCCACUCCAUAUACAAAUUCUAACUACGCCAAUGGUAGGUAGUACUGAGCACAAAUUACUUUUAAUAGAAUCUCACUGUUGGCAGUUGAACUUAAAGCAUCACAAACAAAAUGUCGAUGUAUAAUUAAAAUUUCGCAAACUCAAGAAUUCUACUACCACGACUUAAAUCAAAUUUAAAUAAUUGUGCGUUGUACGAAUUCAGUCGAAUAAAGUUUUGUACUACGUUUUAGCUUCUACGUUUAAGCGUACGCAUUUGUAAAAUCGAAUUAUAAAUUGAAACGUUAUACACAAAUAUAAAAAUUUUUAUACUAAAAAAGACUAUGGUAUUUGGUAAUAGUAUCAUACUCCGUUUGUAUAGAUUAUAAAAGGCAAAAUGUUCUUCCAAAAAUAUGCGUACGAAUAAUUAAUGUCUCCAGUUGUUUUACUACAAUACUGUGGAGUGAUUAAACGAAUUAGUUUCUUUGGUCAAUGACGAUGCAAAUCGCGAAAGAAUCUUAUUAAAA
Megachile rotundata (alfalfa leafcutting bee) is the source of this 3111-nucleotide messenger RNA. RefSeq lists its product as uncharacterized. The record is from RefSeq and is a predicted model, not a curated record. NCBI's taxonomy places the organism in Eukaryota, Metazoa, Arthropoda, Insecta, Hymenoptera, Megachilidae.